Saitoella complicata NRRL Y-17804 is the source of this 1903-nucleotide messenger RNA. RefSeq lists its product as uncharacterized. The coding region runs from base 207 to 1817 and encodes 536 amino acids. NCBI's taxonomy places the organism in Eukaryota, Fungi, Ascomycota, Saitoellomycetes, Saitoellales, Saitoellaceae. The transcript has a single exon. The record is from RefSeq and is a predicted model, not a curated record.
GGAUCGGACGAGAACUGUAUUGCUAUUGCUGGGAGGGUCAGAUUUUGCAAGGGGAGUCACGUGUCCCUGAGCUGGGAGGUCUCCAAACCCUCAGAACAGCUGGACAGGUACGUAACUGAGAUAGACAGGCACAGACAGGCACAGACAGGCAUAGACAGGCACAGACAGGUACGUAACAGGCACAGGUACAGUGUCCACCGAAGACAAUGGCCCUCCUCCGGCCCUCAGAACAGCACCGAUAUGCCGAGCUCCUCGCGAGCAGCAAGAGCGCGGCGGCGAUGGACUACGACGAGGCCCACGCGUACAUCGCCCGCUUCCUCGCCGCGACGCCCUCACUGCACGCGCUCGGAGCUCACCUGGCCGCCCAGUUCAGCUGCCCAAUCGCUGCCGUGUCCUGGACUCCGACGCCGAGGACGCUGAGUUCAGUCGUCGAGCUGCUGAGCGAGGGCGAGCACCUGGGGACACCGAGGUCUGGGCUGGGCUAUGAUGACGCGCACAAAUGGGUCUCUGAUUUCUUGCGGCGAGUCCCGAGCGAGGAGGGGCUGAGAGUCACGGCGAAGAAUCUGUGGAAGAUUGAUCUUCCCGCUUUCACACAGACCCACACGCUCAUCCCAGAAGGCGUCACCGAACACAACGUCGCAGAAUCGAUACUACUAGCCGCAAACCGCCACCCGGACCGGAAGAUGAAUGAUGUUAUGAGUGGGACUUCGAAGGAGUUUGCGGUCGAGAUUGUGUCGGGGGCUGGGACGCCGGUUCCUGCGACGAAGGAGAAGGAUAGGGAAGGGAGGGAGACGAGUCCGACCAAGAGUGCCUUGUCCACUGUGGCGGACUCACUCAUGAGCGGCGCCAGGAAGUUCCUGGGGUUUGGACAAACCAAGUCUCCGGCCAAGGAACACGCCGACCCUGACGACGAGAUUGUCGAGAUUUCCCCAGGCCCCAAACGAACGAGCUCAACCUCGCAAGCGAAGAAGAGGAGGGCAAGCAAGAAAUUCAGUGUCUGGACAUGUGGCUGGAUGGGAUGUGCCGCCGAACUCCACGAUCGACCUACGCUGGAGAAACAUGUAAAGUCCCAACACGGACUCGAAGCACCUUCUGGUGGAUUCCCCUGUGUCUGGCAAGGCGGCUGUUCCGACAAAAUGAUCGAGUUUGAGAGUAGACCGGAGAUUUUGGAACAUAUCCAGAAAGAACAUCUGGAUCCGAUGAGGUGGGCUUGUGGGGUUUGCACUGGGUUGACGUUCGCGAGGAAGGAGGAGUUUGACAGACACGAGGCUGAUUUCCAUCCUGACAUCUCUGACCCGGAGGACGACAACGGCGAGACCCACGCAAUCCGCCGGAAACGGAGAAAGACUGGGCGUAGUAGUCUAUCCUCACCGCUUUACACCACACCACUCGCUAAACCCGGUCCGAAGGGUUGGACACCGAAACCGCCCCCAGGGUACUCCAUGCCCGAAACACUCACCGGUUCUGGCCGUCGAAAGGGUGAACGCACCAGGGAGGAGGAGGAGGUGGGGAAGAGGAGUAUCGUGGAUCGGAAAACGAGCGGGUGGAUUGAUUCGGAGGAUGAGGAGGAGGUCAAGGUACAGCGUCUUGCGUUUGAGGGACCGGAUGUGACACUGGUGGUAGGAAGGAAGAGGGCGAGGAGGGCGAGGGAGUUGGUUCCUGCGGAUAGUUACCGGGCGAAGAUUGCGAGGGCGGCGGAGGAGGAUAUGAGGGUGAUUAAGGGGGUUGCGGGAAAGGCGAAGGAUGGGUCGGUGACGCCGGAGGAGGGUGGGAAUAGGGUCAAGUGGGCGCGAUGGCUUAGUUACGUGAAGCGUUGACUGUGGUUAUCAAGUAUGACAGUGGACUAUUUGUAUGCGAUAUCGAUUUUGAGGUUAUCUACAGGAUCAUCAAUGAUCAAUACAUG